AUGAUUGCUCUUCAUGACAUAACUGCAUGUCGAUUCCCUGGUGCACAUGCUUUUUUUAGACCUUACGGGAAGCGAUCAUUUCCUCGAUAUGCAAAAUUAUUUCGAGAACUGGGAGGUGAGCAGUGUGGUGUUAAUUUAUUGUCGGGUCACAUACUUUCGACAAAUCUCACUGAACUUGUUGAACAGGAGAAAAUUUACGGCGAUUUUGUGUAUAAUUUUCGGUAUCUUCGUGAGGAUGAGAUGCAACAGUUCGCUGAUCAAGGAGAAGACAAACGUGUUUAUGCGAUACACUAUACCGCAUAUACGACAGAAGGUGGUAAAUAUGUGCCCUGGAUGAAAAGGCAAUUGCUGAACAAAGGAGUACGAUUUGUGCAGCGUCAAAUUAAUACAGUCAGAGAUCUCUUUCCUGAUUUCGAUGUAAUUGUGAAUUGCGCGGGAUUGAACGGCGGAAAAGUAGCUGGUGAUGGUGACGACAAGAAUAUGUUUCCUAUACGGGGGAUUAUUUUCGAAGUCAACGCAACAUGGCAUAACCACUUCUUAUAUAAAGGAUUCGAAACUUUUACAAUACCUACCACAGACAAGGUGUUCAUAGGAUCAGUGAAACAGGCAGGCCGCUACGAUCUUGCAAUCAAACCCAGUGAUCGGGCAGAUAUCCUGGGUCGCUAUUAUCGGCUUCAGCCAGCCAUCCGUAAUUCGGCGAUUUUGAGUGAAUGGUCAGGUUUGAGACCAGGUCGAAAAGGAGGUGUAAGACUUGAAAUGACAACAUUUCGUUACCCCGCUCCUUCAGCGCGUUACUCAGUUCCUUCUUCGGAAAGUGAAGCACAAGAAAGAAUUAUUACGAAUUCGGCGAUUUUGAGUGAAUGGUCAGGCUUGAGACCAGGUCGAAAAGGAGGUGUAAGACUUGAAAUGACAACAUUUCGUUACCCCGCUCCUUCAGCACGUUACUCAGUUCCUUCGUCGGAAAGUGCAGCACAAGAAAGAAUUAUUACGGUAGUGCACAAUUAUGGACAUGGUGGGCAUGGUUUGACCCUGAGCUGGGGCUGUGCUGAGACAGUAGCGGAUUUUGUUGUGGGCAAAAGCACAGAGCCUGCAUAA
Messenger RNA from Gongylonema pulchrum, 1095 nucleotides. NCBI's taxonomy places the organism in Eukaryota, Metazoa, Nematoda, Chromadorea, Rhabditida, Gongylonematidae. The record is from the annotation of a GenBank genome assembly.